UUAGUGCUGGUCACACGCAUACACACACACUGUGUAUCCUCUCGUGUUCAAACACAAUCAUUCAUGCGAAGGCAUCCAAAACUCCACCAUCCAAACCCGUUUUCUCACUCUUUCCUCCACUUUCCCUCAGAUUCCUAGAAAAUAAACUUUUUAAUUUUAACCCGCAUUAGCUUCCUGUAGUGUAUUUAAGCUCAGCCACUCCCCCUUUCUUCAUCAGCUAUCCCAAACAGAGAGAGAUUCCAUAUUAAAAGAUGACGUCUUUUCUCUCUCUCACUGUUCUCACCGUCUUUUCUCUUGUUCUUCAUCUGGGCUUCUGCCACGUGUCCUCCGCUCCCGCCGGACAUGGCCGCGCUACCUACAUCGUUCACAUGGCGAGAUCCCAGAUGCCGGCGAGUUUCGACCGCCAUUCCCACUGGUACGACUCGUCUCUCAGAUCUGUCUCCGACUCGGCUGAGUUGCUCUACACUUACGACAACGCGAUUCACGGGUUCUCCACUCGGUUAACCCCCGAGGAGGCCGACUCGCUAGCGGGUCAACCCGGCGUCAUCUCGGUCCUUCCCGAGCUCCGGUACGAGCUCCACACGACCCGUACUCCGCUUUUCCUCGGCCUGGACCACGACGCGGAUAUGUUCCCGCAAGCUGAUUCGGCGAGUGACGUCGUCGUCGGAGUUCUCGACACCGGAAUAUGGCCGGAGAGCAAGAGCUUCGACGACACCGGGUUCGGUCCCGUGCCGAGUGGGUGGAAAGGCGCGUGCGAAACCGGCACGAACUUCAGCGCGUCGAACUGUAACCGGAAACUCAUCGGAGCGAGAUUCUUCGCCAGAGGUUACGAGGCGACGAUGGGUCCCAUCGAUGAAUCCAAGGAAUCUAGAUCUGCCAGAGACGACGAUGGCCACGGGACCCACACGUCGUCUACGACACUCGGCGGCUGCUUCAGCUCCGAUAUUCUAGCAGCCAUUGACAGAGCCAUCGACGACGACGUCAACAUUUUAUCCAUGUCACUCGGCGGUGGCAUGUCCGAUUAUUACAGAGACAGCGUGGCCAUCGGAGCUUUCGCCGCCAUGGAGAAGGGUAUCUUAGUCUCCUGCUCCGCAGGCAAUGCGGGUCCCAGCUCGUUCAGCUUGUCGAACGUUGCUCCAUGGAUCACCACCGUGGGCGCAGGCACACUGGAUCGGGAUUUCCCGGCGCAGGUCACUCUCGGCAACGGGAAGAACUACUCCGGCGUAUCCUUGUUCAAAGGAGAUGCUUUGCCGGCCAAAUUGCUCCCUUUUGUUUACGCCGGCAAUGCGAGUAACGCCACUAACGGCAAUUUGUGCAUGACCGGAACCCUAAUUCAGGAGAAAGUGAAGGGUAAGAUUGUGAUGUGCGACAGGGGAGUCAACGCGAGGGUUCAGAAGGGGCAAGUCGUGAAAGAAGCCGGAGGCAUCGGAAUGAUCCUCGCCAACACAGCGGCGAACGGAGAAGAGCUUGUGGCGGAUGCACAUCUGUUGCCGGCCACCGCCGUCGGCGAGAAAUCCGGCGACGAAAUCCGGCAAUACGUCUUAACCGACCCCAAUCCCAGAGCAACGAUCGCCUUCGAAGGAACCGUCGUCGGGAUCCAGCCGUCGCCGGUAGUGGCUGCUUUCAGUUCGAGGGGACCGAACUCCAUCACGCCGGAGAUUCUGAAACCCGACUUGAUUGCGCCUGGUGUCAACAUCCUUGCGGCAUGGACCGGAGCCGCUGGACCCACAGGUCUCGCCGGCGACGUCCGGCGCGUGGGCUUCAACAUCAUCUCCGGGACGUCGAUGUCGUGCCCUCACGUGAGCGGCUUGGCGGCGCUCCUGAAGGCGGCUCACCCCGACUGGAGCCCGGCGGCGAUACGCUCAGCCCUUAUGACCACCGCCUACAGCUCCUACAAAGACCAUAAGCCUAUACUCGACGUCGCCACGGGCAAGCCAUCGACGCCGUUCGACCAUGGAGCCGGACACGUGUCGCCCGUGAACGCCCUCAACCCAGGCCUACUCUACGAUCUGACGGCGGGGGAUUACCUAGGGUUUCUGUGCGCGUUGAAGUACACAGAAUCGCAGAUCAAGAGUGUGGCGAGGAACAACUUCACGUGCGAUCCAAGCAAGACGUACAGCGUCACCGAUCUGAACUACCCGUCGUUCGCGGUCAACAUCGUGAGUGGGACCCGCGCGUAUAAAUACACGCGCACUGUCACGAGCGUGGGUGGGGCCGGUACCUACCGAGUGCAUAUUUCUUCGGAGACGACGGCCGUCAAGAUUUCGGUUGAACCGGCGGUUUUGAGUUUCAGAGAAGUGAACGAGAAGAAAUCGUAUACGGUCAGUUUCACUGUAAGCUCGGCGGCGGCGGCAACGGCUAACAGCUUCGGGAGAAUCGAGUGGUCCGAUGGGAAACACGUGGUCAGCAGCCCGGUGGCAUUUAGCUGGACAUAGUGCGUAAAUAUGUUGAACUUUGAGGGUUAUAGUGACUGAGAGAUACACUGAUGAUGCCGUUUCUUGUAAACCAUGUUCAAGGGAAACGGCAUGCAGUCCGUUAGACCAUCCGUUUGGUUUUAGAAAUUCUCGCUGUUUCUCUUUCUAAAUAUAAUCCCUGCCCCUGGUAUAAAAGCUGGGCCUAGGUGUUUGUUUUAUGUUACUUGCGAAUAUCUAAUCCCAUGAAGGGGGGAAACGGUGAAAAUGAAAAAAAGGGUUAUCACCGUUAAUUUUA
Tarenaya hassleriana is the source of this 2709-nucleotide messenger RNA. Its product is annotated as subtilisin-like protease SBT1.7. Gene Ontology annotation, biological process: proteolysis. Bases 252 to 2435 code for a protein of 727 amino acids. Gene Ontology annotation, molecular function: serine-type endopeptidase activity. NCBI's taxonomy places the organism in Eukaryota, Viridiplantae, Streptophyta, Magnoliopsida, Brassicales, Cleomaceae. The record is from RefSeq and is a predicted model, not a curated record. The transcript has 2 exons.